AUGGUAGAGCAUAGCGUACAAGGCGUUUUGGUUUUGGCGGUCAACUGGUUUCAGUCUCCGCAUUUAUCUCUUGCACCGCCUGAGGUGGUAGAAGGCCACAGUAGAUCUUGUCGCUUUCCCGUCUGUUUGGUUUCUUGGCGCGACCUCAACACAGAGGUCUCUCUCGGGCAUCACUGGGAUGGGAGGGAUAAAAAGCGAGUGACAUUGGGCGCGAAGGCAUCUUCUUCUUUCUUCUCUUCUCAAGACUUGUUUACCUUUCAUAUUGCAGGCUUCAAUUUGGCGUUGGCGGAACUACAUGUCGAGUGGCUUUAG
Messenger RNA from Colletotrichum lupini, 312 nucleotides. RefSeq lists its product as uncharacterized. Lineage: Eukaryota; Fungi; Ascomycota; Sordariomycetes; Glomerellales; Glomerellaceae. Bases 1 to 312 code for a protein of 103 amino acids. The record is from RefSeq and is a predicted model, not a curated record. The transcript has a single exon.